GUCAGAAGGAAAAGUUGAGAGUUUCUCUCUCCUGGGUUUUGGCACCCAGCUCUUUUCCAAGGAUGAAUUUCACGAUUUUGCUUGAUUCUUGAGCUAUGAUAUGUGUUUUUCCUUGUGUUUCUUGGUCGUUUUUUCUCCUAUAAUCCCAUUUCGAUUGAAUCUGGUAUUACAAGGUGAUUGGCGACUAGAAAACCUAGAUUUUCCGAUUUGAAGAGCGUCGUAUUACUGUUCACGAACCUGGAUUUUGCGUUUCGACUUGAGGCGGUUUGAUAUUGCUCUGUUCUAAUUCAAUCCUGAAUACAUUUCCAUCCUUGGAGUUGUUGCUGGGAUGAUGCUUAUUGGACUUCGUUAGUAGCAAAACUCAGCCGACUUUUAGUAGCCGCAAUUUCUAUUUUCAGGUCAAGUUUCAGUUCUGCGAGGGGCUUUAAUCAAGUGUUCUCUGUCUUUUGAGGUCUGUUUGUGGUUGGUUUGGGCGUUCUUUUUCUCACACAGUUGCUGGGACGAAGGCCUUUCUUUUUCUCACAGUUGCUGGAACGAACGCAUCUCCUGCGCCAGUUUACUGGCCUUGGCAACCUAGGGUUCAGUGCUGCGGUUUUUGUGAAUUUAAAAUACUGCUAGAGGUACCUGUGAUGGGAAGAACGAAGCAGGUGGCUGGGGAGGCUUCCAAUUCGAGAUACACCAGGUCCAAAUAUGCAGCUUUACAGGAUUUGGAAGAAGACUUCCCAGUUCUAAACUCUGAAAAAAAGGCAGGGGAGUUUGCUGUGAAGUCAGGCAGAUCUAAGGCAGUGGUUCCAAACAAAACCUGCCAGAUUGAGAGUGAAAAGCAAGAGACCAUGGCUGAGACGGGGGCUGUCAUUAACCAGACUCCUGGUGCAAACGGGAAUGCUGAGACUUCACUUGAUAUCCCAAAUCCUGGGAAUAUAGGGACUGAUGCGAAUGCUGGACACAUAAAGGCUGCUGGUCGAGCUCUGGCAGAAGUGAAAGCUCCAUCACCUGCUGUUACUGCUGCUGGGAAGUCAGCGUAUUCCACUGCUGUUGCACCUGUGGCAGUAAAUGCCUCCCAAGAAAAUGUGAGGCCCGCUGCUGAGUCUUUAGGAGCUUUUAGAACUUCAAGCAAACAACCUACUGCCAGUGAAGUUAUGCGAAUUGGGAAUGUGGGAGGAGUGGAUAUUGUGCAGCCAGAAAUGAUGCAACCUGCUAGGCCUUGGUCUUCACUUUUUAAAGACAACCGUGACCCUUCCAACGGGCUCAAAUUGAGGUAUAUCCCGCCCAAGGGCAACUCAUUAGACUUUAUUGAUAGGAAUUUACCCUCCAUGGUUGAGAUGUGGGGUUUUUUCCUUGUUGGACACUUUACUGGAAAACAUCCCGGCCUUAAGGCUAUCUAUGCCUUAAAAAACUCAUGGGGUGUUAGGUGCAUAGUUAAAUCCCAUCAAAAGGGGUGGGUAAUUUUUAAGUUCCAUAACGACGAAGAUAGAGAUAAGGUGUUGAAGGGGGGGACCUUAUACCAUUUAUGGGAUUCAACUUAUGCUAAAAACACUAUCCGAAGAUUUUUCGUUUGAUGAUGAUGAAUUUCUGAAGGUUCCGAUUUGGGUUAAAUUUCCAAAUUUACAUAUGAAACUUUGGAAUGAGGAUGCGAUGAGUAAGGUUGCUUCCAUGGUUGGGGUUCCUUUAUCUACGAAUAAAGUAACCCAGGAUAGGAGUAAUCAUUUCUAUGCUAGAGUGUUGAUUGAGGUUGACGUUUCCAAACCACCGCCGCUAUCAUUUCCUAUUCGACUACCUUCCCGCAAAGUAGUCACUCAGUAUGUGGUUUAUGAGACCUUUCCUAACUACUGUUUCCAUUGCAAAGAAUAUGGGCACCACCCAUUUAUUUGCAAGAAAUUGGCAACUAAAGAACGGGAAAUGGCGGAGCUAAAGGAAGAAAAUGGGAAAGAAAAGAACAAGGAAGUUGGUAUUAUUGAAGCUGUUGCACAAGAUGCUUUGAAGGAAAACAUUGCCACAAAACCUGAUGUGCUUGAACCUGCUGCCCCGGAACCUGAUGCCCCGGAACCUGCUGCUACGUUGGAACCGGAUGCCAAAACGGAUGAAUCGGCUGCUGUGGCCGAAUCAGAGGAGGAAGAUGGCACAGAAGAUGAGGAAUCAGAUGAUGAGUCGAGAGAUGAAGAGGAACAGAGAAUUCUUGAUGAGUACUGGGAAAAAAUUACACAAUAUAAGGAGAUGAAGAAAAAGAUGGAAGCUGAGUCUGCUCAAACAGGUUUAGGCUAAUUUGAUACAGUUAAAUUCUGGCUUGUUAUUUGAUGAACUUUUGAUUAGGUGUGAAAUGGGACUUGUCCCGUUAUUUACUUUGUGAUGCAUUAUGCUUAGGUUAGAGUUUUCUAACUUAGGUAGUCAUAUUGAUUUUGUACGACACAUUGUAAAAUGUUAUUUUUGGAUGCUUUAUAUAUACUUACAUUUCAUCCAAAA
Cuscuta europaea is the source of this 2460-nucleotide messenger RNA. The record is from the annotation of a GenBank genome assembly. NCBI's taxonomy places the organism in Eukaryota, Viridiplantae, Streptophyta, Magnoliopsida, Solanales, Convolvulaceae.